Messenger RNA from Malassezia japonica, 2268 nucleotides. RefSeq lists its product as uncharacterized. Gene Ontology annotation, biological process: mitotic chromosome condensation. Gene Ontology annotation, molecular function: chromatin binding. The coding region runs from base 1 to 2268 and encodes 755 amino acids. The transcript is spliced from 2 exons. Gene Ontology annotation, cellular component: condensin complex. Lineage: Eukaryota; Fungi; Basidiomycota; Malasseziomycetes; Malasseziales; Malasseziaceae. The record is from RefSeq and is a predicted model, not a curated record.
AUGCUGCCGUUCCGCGCGCCGAGUGGCGCGGGGCCGCGAGGGACGGCGCGCGACGCGUCAGGACAGCGCGCGCGCCUGGCUUCCGGCCGGCGCAUCGUAUCACAGGGUCUCGCCAAGACUCAGCAGCGUGCGGCCGAGCUGGGGCCCAGCUCGGUGUCUGCGCUCCAGGUGGACAACACGAGCUUUGAGGAGUGGAUGAAGAUGGCGACAGACAACAAAAUCAAUGCGACCAACACAUGGAACUUUGCGCUGAUCGACUACUUCCACGACAUGUCGCUCCUGCGCUCCGAGUCGGGCGACGGCUCGAUCAACUUCCAAAAGGCUUCAUGCACGCUCGACGGGUGCGUCAAGGUCUGGACGAGCCGCGUGGAUAGCGUCAUGGCGGAAACGGGGCGCCUGCUGAGUGGACUGCAGGACGAGAACGAGAACCUCGCGCAGAAAGAGGGAGGCGCUCAGGACGACGCGGCGUCGGACGAAGGUGAGGGCGAUGACGAGGAGGGCGCACGCACGACACGGAAGCGCACACGCGCGCGUGAGGCGACACUCGCCAAGAGCUUUGCACAGCUGCAGGCGAAGCGCUUCGACCUCGAGUUCACCGUCGAUCCUCUCUUUAAAAAGACGAGCGCCGACUUUGACGAGGGCGGCGCGGGCGGACUGCUGAUGAACCACUUGCAUGUGGACAACAACAUGAAGGUGGUGUUUGAUGCGUCGGAUGUCACGGGCGAUGCGGGUGAAGGGGGCGAAGGAGGCGGCGAGGCGCAGGGAGAGGCCGAGGCAAGCACACCGACUCCCAACGGCGAUGCGAGCCAUGCCGAGGCCAGCAUGAGCGCAGCCGACACUUCUGCAGCCGACACUUCUGCAGCCGACACUUCUGCAGCCGACACUUCUGCAGCCGACACUUCUGCAGCCGACACUUCUGCAGCCGAUACCUCGGCCAACUCUCCAGCCGAUUCCCGCGCCGACAUGUCGGUCGACUCUACUACUCCUGACCCUACCUCUUCUGACACGCCGCUUCCGCUCGACCUCGAGCCUCUGCGUGCAACCCUGCAGGCGGCCGACGCAGGCGCGCCGCUCGAGUCGGUGCUUGCAUCACGCAUCCUAUGCCCCUCGCUUGCCUCUUUUACCUUUUCGGACGGCAACGAGGCCGAGCUUCCUCUUCUCCAGGACCUCGAGGAACAAGAGGCGAUGAUGGACCUGCCCGAUCUCGAUAUGGCGAUGGACACCGACGACCAGUACGACCCCCCCGAACUGGACUUUUUCGAAGGGCCCGAUGCGAUCGGAGCCGACGACGAGCGCGACUUUGACGUGGCGUUUGCACACCCCACCGACGAGUCUGCGCCUACGCCCAGCACGCAAGGCGGCCACGACGUGCUCUUUGACUACUUUGACAACCGCAUGAAGAAAAACUGGGCGGGCCCCGAGCACUGGAAGAUGAGCCGCCUGAACCUUGCGAGUGCGCAGCGCGAGCGCCGUGCCGAGAGUGCGGCGCCCGAAAGCGAGCGCCCCCGGCGCCGCAAAGAGGCGCAGACGAUCGACUUCUUUGCCGAGGACGCCAAGCCAAUGAAAGAGCUCUUUGCGCCGAGCGCGACGCCCGCGUCGAUCUCGAUGACCAAGGCGGCCAAGGCGGAUACGUCUGCGCACCUCCUCCCCGAGGACCAGCACUUUAACUCGAAGCGCCUCUUGCGCCUCUUUUUGAAGCCCAAGGCCACGAUUUUGCUUCAGCAGAAGCGUGCGGCCGCCCACGACGACGUCGAAGACGCGUGGGCAAACGAAGAGAACGACUUUGUGCCGGACCUGUUCCAGGACGUGCACCCCUACGAGGAUGUACUGCCUGCCGCGCCAUUUGAUGCCCCGCCCGAGCUCGAUGGGUUUGCCGACGAGAGCGACGACGAGAUCCUCCGGAGCGACGCCCUGCGCCGCGUGCGGCCCGAGUACGUCGAGCACGCGAAGCGCGCCAAGCAGAUCGACGUGAAGCGCCUCAAGGACAACAUCUGGCAGAACAUGGACGUGGCGCCCGCUGAACCGACGCCCUUUGGCAACGUGCUCAGCACGCUGCACACGGUCUAUCCGAAACAAAAGCUCGAAGAGAUUAGCACCUCGUUCUGCUUCAUCUGCCUCUUGCACCUCGCGAACGAAGAGGGCCUCGCGCUCGCGGUCCCUGGUGGCGAGGACGACGACGCGCUUGGCGCGCCGGACGACGACGCGCACGUCGGCCGCAUCGACCUUUUGCAAGUGCGCCGCGACCCGGCUUUGGCCAGUGCCUCGUAG